This is a messenger RNA of Penicillium salamii, 1830 nucleotides long. The record is from the annotation of a GenBank genome assembly. Lineage: Eukaryota; Fungi; Ascomycota; Eurotiomycetes; Eurotiales; Aspergillaceae.
AUGAACAUCACCACCACAUGUUCGCGCCUGCCUCGAGUCUACGUCCACGCCUGUGGAAGGCUCCAGCGCCUGUUCGUUGGCUGUUCCUAUGUCAACCUUUGUUCACUUCCCAUCUUUCAUCUUUCAUCCUUCUUCUUUCUUCUCUCCCAAGAUUUAGGGAUCAUCAUGCGCUACCGAAAUUGGGAUGUGCUUCUAUUUCCUGGAGGCGGCCGGGUGCCCGUCUCCGAGUUUAAAACCCAAUGCUUUGUGGCUAAAGACUUUGAUGCUCCUUAUUUACAGGCAAUCAACCUCGGCCCACAUGGAUACCAAGGACCCGUGAUGUUCAACCAAUUGCCUGUCUUGACAACCUUCAUUCCCAGCCUGCCGGUUGACAGUACGUUCCAGAUAUCCAUUCACAGCUGGGAGACCCCGCGCCCUAGUGCCAAGUUCGAGAGCAACAUGGGACCGGAGGACACCGUGAUGUUUGAGGCUCGCGUCUACAUUGAUGGUAUCUUCUCAUCUGGCAGUCUCUAUGGGCAGCGAACUCCUUGGCCGCAAAUCAUGAAUCCCGAUCGAGAGGGCAACCAGGACAACCUUCGCUUCCCUCCCUUCCACCGUGAGAUUCUUCAGCAACGAGCAUGGGACGCAGCAGAUUUCCAUGGUCGCAUCAAGGUAGUCCUCGCAGAGGGUGUCUCUCGUCCAAACCGCACCCCACCUUUUGAACGAUACAGAGACUUCCUUGUUUUCUCGUUUCAGCAUGCACCUUUGAGUGUCUUGGAAAAUGCCGAAAUUGCUUGGCCUAAUCCCAAGCUGUGGCUACCGGUUCCGACUGCUCCUCGUUAUACGCCGGCGACAGCUUCAUACGGUAGCGCAAAGGAAUAUGACGACCAUGGACAUUCCCCAGUCAGACCCGGUAGGCUUGAGCAAACUGUGGUAAUGCCGGUAAAUCCGAGCAGCCAGUCGAGCAGCGACACAGCCACCUUCAGUGGGGGUUCUUUAUCGGCCUACAAUGCCUGGGCACCUCAUGGAGGCUUUCCGAUUCCUGUGACGCAGUGGAACGAAUAUCCACAGGGACCGCGUUGGGAGCCACAAGAUACACACUUUGCGGAAGCCGGAAUGGAGUCUAUAUUUGAGGAUAUGGCAUGGCGCCAGCGCGGGGCCCGAUCUUCUCGUGAAGACAUUGCGAUGCCCGACUAUAGUUCAAACGCCAGCAGCAGUCGACCUCUUUCCACUUUGACUGGUUACAGCUAUGAACAUAGCAAUCCAAGCAUCCCUGACUAUCUGACUGAUCGCCAUAAUCGAAGCAUCCCCGUCCACCUCGACGACGACCAACACUACAAUGAGCUCAUUCAAUCCCUUACGCCGACCAAAGCAGCACCGUCCCUGGGAACCUGCGCACCCUCCAACACUCCCUCGGAGUCCAUGCCACCCCCAAAACUGUCUGCUGCAGCCUUAGCACGGUCUGCGCGAUACACUCGCAGUCGUCGUACCUCGAUUCUCGCGGAUAGCUCCCAGUCAAGCACUCGAGAGGUUUCGGGGUCAAGUCAAUCUCUUGCUCCUGAGAAAGCCCCAAUGAAGGAGGUUAGGAAAGAUACCAGAAGAAGGACCAGCCAAGAAGUUUCCAAAGAGCCCUUGAAGAAGGCUGGGCUGGCUAGUACAAAUGAACAUAUCAUGUCAGACCGGGAGACUCGGGCUGCUAAGAGAUCCGACAAAGCCACUCACAAGAUCACACCCGAAAGCCUUGAGGACAUUGAUCAAGAGAAUUUGGAGCAGAAUGCAAGAGACAUCGCGAAGCAGGUUGAGGAUUUGAUUGCGGAAGGAUUGCAGGAGGGUAUGGUAGCAGGUUCAUAG